AUGUCCAGCGACAAUGGCAUACCAGCUCUUUUAAGAUUAUCCGAGGAGCACCACCUUCCACCACAAACGGGUUUCGAUCCUUUACAAACACCGCAAUGUCUUCAUACACACGACGGAAGCCAGUUGACGAAAACUUUACACCACCCUCUCACACGUCCGGUAAAGUCACCAUUGAGAUCUUCGAGUGCAUCAUUAUCAAUAAAUGAAGAGAGUGCACAAAAUACUGUCAUUCAACCUGUUAAAAGCACCAUUGCUAUAACACCUGCAAGAGAUUCCAUUACAGUAUCUCCUCCUGUAGUAUCUAUAAAUGAAGGGAGUGCACAAAACACUAUCAUUCAACCUGUUAAAAGCACCAUUGCUAUAACACCCGCAAGAGAUUCUGUUACAGUAUCUCCUCCUGUAGUAAGUGGUUCGAGUGCUCAAACUACAAUUGUUCAACCAGUUAUGAGUACAAUGAAAAUCGAAUCCAGCUCUUCAAGUCCCAUACAAACUCCACGUACGUCAAGCUUCAACUCAGUUUUAAAAAGACCUUCUUCUGAUUCAGCUUCUUCUUUCGACCAAGAUUUAUUGGCUGCAGAGGAAGAGUUAGUUAAAUUGUCUUCGAAAAAGAUUCCCACUUCACCCACCUCAUCUACCGCCUUUGGCACCUCUAGCAAUACUAUUCGUGAUAAUCAUUCGCCACCUUUAUCACCGAAUCUCGAUAGAAUACAAUCAUUUGGAAUGGCUAGCGACAUAUUAGCUUCCUCAGCGGCUAUACUUUCAAGAAUAGAAACCAGAAAUAAUUCCUAUUCGUUGGUAGAUACUACCGAUGAUCUGUUGGUACAAUUGUUAAUUUCUCAAGCGAUCGUUGAUUCAAAAGAUUUCGCGAUAUUGAAUCUAGAAGAUGUAGAAGAACUAAAAAAAGAGCAUUCUUUAUUAACCAACCGAAUGAAUGCUCUUGCGAAUAAAUUGGCUCUUGAAUCGAAAAUUCGUGAAGCUGCUAGUUCACUUGCUCGUCUUCAUGCUUCCAACAAGAGACUUUCACGACAAGCAGGCGAUCAUCUUUCACAGGCGAAUCGUAAAGUUGAUCAAGUAACGACGGAAUUAUGGAAACUUAGUCAGCGUGCCAGUGAAGUAGAACGGAAACUGUUUCAUCACAUGUCAGGUGUGUUGAGUUUAGGAAUAAAAAAACUCGAAGAGAAACAAACGCAAAGUCCACAACAACAGCAAAUGUUUAUGGAUCCCGGUCGAAAUGGGAUUGAGAAUCUGUAUAAUGAGAUUAUGGGAAUGGAGAAUAUGACCUCGGAUAAUGAAUUGACGAACAAAGUAACAAAUUUGGAAUCUUCAUUGCAGAAUGCUCAUCAGACACUUGCCGAUGCACGAAUGUCAAUCCGAAGAAAAGAUAAAGAGAUCGAGGAAUUGAAAUCAAAAGUAGAUGAUGCUGUCAGUGAAGCACGAGAAAGAACAAUCGCUGAAUUGCGCACAGAAUUGGAAGAGGUGGGAAGUCGAUUAGAUAUCGUUUUGAGAAAACAUAAAGCGGCCAAAAAAGAUGCAUUCCCUGAUGAUAAUGACACUGAAGCAUCCGAAGAAUCCGAUGAAGGUCCCAACAAUCGACUCUCUACAAUGACCACCGCCACACAACAUCUUCAAAAAGAACAAUAUCGUAAUAUUUCUAAAAAUUUGUCUAGUUUAGAAAAAUCACUGGAAGAAUAUCAAUUCCGUAUUUACAAACUAGACCAAGAUUUAACAGCUGUCAAGAACAAAACUGAAAAGGACAUGGAUCAACAAAAAGAAUCUCAGCAAAAAGAAUUAAAAGCAGAAAAAGCAAAACGAGAAUCUUUAGAGAAACAAUUGAUCGAAUUGAAAUUCAAAUCGAGAAAUAACGAGGAUCUCGAAGAACAAGUUAAACAAUUACAGGUGCGACAAAGCAACACAAAUGCAGAUCUUCAAGAACAAUUGAAAAAGAUUACUCAAGAAUAUGAACUAGUAAUAGAAGGAUUGAAGGAAUUAUUUAAGAAUCUACCGGAAAAACUUACUAAAAAAAUGGAAGCGACAAAUUUUACUGUAGACAAUUUCAUAUCACUUGUACACCAAAUUGGUGAGGAAAAUGGACAGCUUCUGGAUGAAAUUUCUCAAUUACAAAUAAAAUGUGGAAAUAUACAGGAAGUGGGCGAUGAAAAAGAAAAAUUAAAAGAGAUCUUACAAUCUACGCAAUUAGAACUUGAAGAAACUAAAUUGAAAUAUGAAGAUCUCGAAUUAAGAGCGCAAAAUGCAAAGAACAACUUGACCCAAUUUUCCGAGAAAGAAACUGAGUUGCGUAAUGAAGUAACACAAUUGCAUACAGAAAUCGAUGCUUAUAAAGAAAAGAUUCGCAAACAUGAGGCAAUUCUUAAACGUCAGUCUGUAAUCGCAGUUGUGCAAGAUGGGAAAUCAAUAAAAGAGGAAUUUCAACAACAAUUGGCCUCGCAAGAACAAGAAUACGAGGCUCAACUCAAGGAACGAGAUGGGGUUAUUACAAGACUUCGGUCUGAUUACAACAAUGCAAUAACUGAGAAAAAUAAUUCAGCACAAACUGUAAAAGAAUUAGAGGAAAUGUUGAGCUCAAAAUCGAGAACCUUGGAUCAACGUGAAGUGACAAUUAAUCGGCUUGAAGCUGAUAUUGUCCAGCUUAAGAUGGAACUUGCCGAGCUUAAGACUGCUUCCGAUGGGCUGAAAGGAAAGAAAGCAACGGCUGCUAUGUUUGGAAAUGCUCUUAAUAGUAACGAAAUAAAUUCUUUAAGAUCUCAACUCGAUGCAGCACACGAGGAAAUAAAUAAUCUGAGAUCUGCUAAUCUAGAUCUGCAGUUAAAAGUGGAACAUUUAAGCAAAAAUAUGGCCACAGUACAGUCCCGAUUCAGUGCACGUGAAGAAGCAUUAGAGAAUCGUUCGGAUAUGUUACAAAACGAAUUGGAUGGAAUCUCGCUUGAAUUUGAACGAUUAACAAAAAACUUUUUGGAUUUUGACACUGAACGGAACAAAUUACAAGCUACCAUCGACAAAUUAAAUCGACAAUGCGAGAAGCUUGAUGAUGCAUUAGCCGAUGAACGUAUCAAAAAUCUUGGUAACAAUCCCAAAGAACCCUUGAAUACAGCAGGUUUACGCAAAGAAUUUCGAACCAUGAUGUCAAAUUUGAGAUCUGAGCACGCAAAAGCUUUACAGAGAGAGAAUGAAGAAAAGAGAUUAUUGGAUAAUUUGGUGAGAUCGCUUCGACGCGAAAAAGAGGCAGAGAAGUGGGUGAAGGUGAAUAAAAGCACACAGACGCGAUUUGUGGUGAGCGUGAAGAGCGGUUAA
Ambispora gerdemannii is the source of this 3309-nucleotide messenger RNA. Lineage: Eukaryota; Fungi; Glomeromycota; Glomeromycetes; Archaeosporales; Ambisporaceae. The record is from the annotation of a GenBank genome assembly.